GCAAGUGGCCGCCAAGUUUUGACCUUGCGAUGGCCGCCGCAUACCGCAGCUGCACCAACACGGGCGCCGACGCCUGCACCCCGACGGCGUGGCCCUGCGCGACGUGUCUCAUGUACCUCUCCGACUACCUGGCCACGCCCACGCUGGGUGGCGGCCCAACCACGGCGGCGCCCAAAGCCACGGCUGCCGCGAGCCGUCCAUCGCGCUCGCCGCGCCGCGCCGGCAAGACCGGGCUCACUUCGGACAGCGACGACAGCGAUACGGCCAACGACGAGCCCAUGACGCCAAGCUGCCGCCGCGCUGCCAAGCGUGCUACCGCGCAGCCCGCGGACGAGUCGGACGUGAGCGACGUCGUUCUCGAGUCGGACGACGAAGAUUUUGUGCCAACGCCCCGCCGCGCCAGCGACGCUUCGCCGCGAUCCGUCAAGGUCAUCGACGACGACGACGACGACGACGACGAAGACGACGAAGGUGAAGACGACGACGAAGCUGACAAGGACGAAGACUCGGACGACGAAGACGGUCCGCUCGAGCCCGUGCGGCUCAACGGUGUGUGCUCGACGUGCUGCUUGGCGACGAUCGCCGAGCAGCACAUUGUUACGUGCGACACUUGCCGCGACUCGACGGGCCACACGCUCUGCGUCGCGUCGUCGCCGUCGUGGACCUGCCCAAGUUGCAGUCGCACCAAGCCCGUGCGCAAGCGCGGCUUGAUCCUCAAGCUCACCAAGCCCUUGGGGCAUGCCAUGCUCAUCCUGUGCGACAACUGCGACGGCGAGUUUUCGAUGCCGCACAUUGGCCUCGAUGCCGUGCCACGAGGCGCUUGGUUUUGCCGUCACUGCCGACCGCAGAUCACUGGGGCGCAGCCCGAGCCCUUGACUGACGAGAGCGACGAGAGCGACGCGGCGAGCAACAAGAAGCGCCAUGUCGGGGCCGACUCGCCCAAGAAGAAGCGCCGCGUUUAGCCCGUGCACGUAUACACCCACCGUGUAAUUUAUUAGAAGAAGCAUACCCGACCCGACUUUUGGCGAUACUACGUCGUAGUCUGUGGCUUCUAUCUCGUAGCAUCGACCUUUUGAGAGA
Molecule: messenger RNA, 1080 nt
Organism: Saprolegnia diclina VS20
Lineage: Eukaryota; Oomycota; Saprolegniomycetes; Saprolegniales; Saprolegniaceae
Exons: 1
Coding region: 30-962 (310 amino acids)
Source: RefSeq, a predicted model, not a curated record